Prunus avium (sweet cherry) is the source of this 1009-nucleotide messenger RNA. RefSeq names its product chlorophyll a-b binding protein 40, chloroplastic. Lineage: Eukaryota; Viridiplantae; Streptophyta; Magnoliopsida; Rosales; Rosaceae. Gene Ontology annotation, cellular component: membrane. Gene Ontology annotation, biological process: photosynthesis, light harvesting. The record is from RefSeq and is a predicted model, not a curated record.
CCUAUACAUACACCCACCAACGUCUCUACCAACAACAACAACAACGUCUCUACCACAUUGUCUAAGAGAGACUGAAAUACUUCCAUUUUUAUCAAAUGGCUUCUUCAACAAUGGCUCUCUCCUCCCCUUCUCUUGCUGGCCAAGCUGUCAACCUUAGUCCCUCUGCAUCUAACCUUCUUGGUGAGGGCCGAGUCACCAUGCGCAAAACCGCAGCCAAGUCCAAAAAAAAUGUAUCAUCCGGUAGCCCGUGGUAUGGCCCUGACCGUGCUAAAUACUUGGGCCCAUUCUCCGGUGAGUCCCCUUCUUACCUCACUGGAGAAUUCCCUGGCGAUUACGGUUGGGACACUGCUGGGCUCUCAGCUGACCCAGAGACCUUUGCCAAGAACCGUGAGCUUGAAGUUAUCCAUUCAAGAUGGGCCAUGCUCGGUGCUCUGGGCUGCGUUUUCCCCGAACUCUUGUCUCGUAACGGGGUCAAGUUCGGUGAGGCUGUAUGGUUCAAGGCUGGAGCCCAGAUAUUCAGUGAGGGUGGGCUAGACUACUUGGGAAACCCAAGCUUAGUCCAUGCCCAAAGCAUUUUGGCUAUCUGGGCCACACAAGUUAUCUUGAUGGGCGCAGUGGAAGGUUACAGAGUUGCAGGUGGGCCUCUCGGGGAGAUCACUGACCCAUUAUACCCAGGAGGGAGCUUUGACCCAUUGGGUCUUGCUGAGGAUCCAGAGGCUUUCGCUGAGCUGAAGGUGAAGGAGCUGAAGAAUGGAAGACUGGCCAUGUUUUCCAUGUUUGGUUUCUUUGUGCAGGCCAUUGUUACAGGAAAGGGACCAAUUGAGAACUUGGCUGACCACUUGGCUGACCCUGUUAACAACAACGCUUGGUCAUAUGCCACAAACUUUGUUCCUGGAAAGUGAGGCUGAGAACUUGAGAGAGAGAAGCAGAUUUGUAACAAUUAUUGUUGUGAAACAGGAUUUCUGUUAAUGUGGUUAAUUUUAUGAAACUUACUUGGGUGUUGUCAGCA